GGGGAGGUCUAGAAUUUAGACGUAAGAGAACGAAUCAAAAAGUUGGCAACUUUCAUUGAUAAACUAUAAUAUAAACAUUAUUCUAUAUCGAAAUCAAUAAAAUUAUCAUUUCCCUUAAUAAAAAAAUCUUAUAUAUCUUAUAUAUCUUACUCGCCUAGUCUCUCGGAAAGACUUUGUCGUUUAUUCAUGAAUUUUACAUAAAUCCAUAAACAAACGUGUAUCCCAGACAAUGGCAUGAACGUAAACAGUAGCAUACAAAUCAAUAAUUGUAAUUUACUUACUUAAUUACGCGAGGAUAAAUGAAUAAACAUAGCAUCGAUUUUAAUUAAAUGUAUAUAAAUAGUUACAUCUUUUUAAUUUUUCCUCAAAUACUACGAUGUAAUGCUGCGUGUUAUACGAAAUCGAUAUACAAGCGAUAAGCGAUUAAAAUUUACAUGAUUUAAAAGUUGUACAAAUUGUGAGUUGCCAUACAUUUUAUGAUUCACUGAACCAGUUGCGUGAAUAUGAUAGAAAUGAUGGAAGACAUGGAUAAUUUGGAUGAUAAACUACUUAGUAAUAUAUUUAAGAGAAAUCCAUCUAUGGAAGAUGCCAAAAAAAGGAUUACAUUUGCAGAUGAGGACGAUCCAUUAGCUGAUUUGUUAGCUGAUAAAGAUUUUUCAUCAGACCGAAAGAAUCUAGUAGCAGUAAAAGAUAAGAGUAUAAUAGAUGAUUUGUUUAAUAAAAAGGUUUCCAAUGAGUCAUUAAGUUUAAAGCCAAGUGAAAAAGAGAAUAACUUGACAUCUGUAUUAAGUACUACUGGAAUGGAUAAGUCAAAAGCAAUAGAUGAAAAAGCUAAAAAACUGUCAUUGAUGCAAGAUUUAUUUGGAAAUACAUUGCACAUGUCACCAUCAAAAGAAUCAAAUGUUAGUAAAAAAUCUGUACAGAUUGAACAAGGAAUUACACAGCAUGCAACUGAAGGACCUAGGAUACAAUCACAGCACUCAACUUAUGCACCAACAGCCUUUGGAACAAGAGAGCCACGUCGAGGCAAAAGAACCUCAGAAAUUAUUAAUGACCCUUUAGGAUUAUUUUCUUUGAACACAAUGUCAAGUCAAAUUGAAAAACCUGAAGAAAGACAUACAGUGUCUGCAGACUCAAGUAAACAAAAAAUUGAAACUAAACAAUAUUUACCAGAUUGGUUGGAACCUAAAAAGACAACAGAAGAUAAAAAUAGCGAUUAUAUUCAAGAUAAAAUAAUGCCUGAAGAAUUAUUUAGCAGACAUAGAAGUUCUGAUAAGAUUGUUCAAGAAGAUGAGACAAGAGUAGCUGAAUCACUGCCACAUGAGAAAAAAGAAUUGACAUCAUCAGAUAAUAAAAAAAUUGAAAUGAAUGAAUAUGAAAAACGAAAAACUGAAGAUUAUCAUAAAUCUAAUGCAAUAGAUAAUGCUCCUGAUGGUGAUAAAAAUUCGGAGAAUAUAUUUGAUAAUUUAAUUCAUAAAGGUGCAGAUUAUGAAAACAUGAUUUAUAAAUUAGAGUUAGAAAAGUCUCAUUUAACUGUAACAAUACGUAGUUUAAAUGAAAAAUAUGAAAAUGAAAUAAUGAUUCUAGACGAAUCAUACAAACGGCAAAUAGGAUUUCUACAAGAAAGAACAGAUACAUUGGAAAAGAGAAUGCAACAGGAGCUUGAAUGUUUAGAGACGGAUUAUGAAGCAAAAAUUGAAAAAUUAAAAAAUGAAAAGAUGCAAAUUGAAACAUUUUAUAAGGAAGAAAUUCAGAAUUUAAAGAAGGAGCAUGCGCAAUUUAUAGAAGAAAUUUACGAACGACAUUCUCAAAAUACAAGAUUGUUGCAAAAAGAACACUUUGAUACAAUAGAGAAUAUAUUAAAAAUGAGAGAGAUAGAGAAUUUGGCUAUGACGACCAUAGCAACUCACAAGACUGAUAUGCAGAAUUUAUUACAAAAAGCUAACUUUAUUAUAGAAAAUAUAAAAACUGUACAAGAAAAGACUGAUCAUAGAGACGACCAAAGUGUAAAGUUAAGAGAAUAUUAUUUAAAAAGUCAGGAAGAAGAUAUGCAAAUACAAAAUGUAGAAAUAAAGAAGCAACAGGAGUUAUUGAUGGAAGAACGUGACAAAAUAAUGAAAGUAGCAGAUAGAUUAGAUUCGCAUGUUGCUCAAUUGGUGCUUGAAUUAGAGAAGAAAAGUACUAUGCUUAAUGAGGCAUUGGAAACUCUAAAAAAAAGAGAACAAUCUCUGUCACAUGAAAGAGAAUUAUUUGAAGAAAAAGUACAAUGGGAAUAUAAUCAUCUACAGGCUUUAAAAGAAUCUUGGUUUAAUGAACAAGAAAAACAAUUGAAGCUGUUAACAAAGGAAAAAGAAGUAAUUGCAGCUAAAAAGAGGCAAUAUGAAGUUUUAAAGACAAUAAAAACUGAUUCGGAUAAUAUUACAAAGAUAGAGGCAGCUGCUGCUAUAAAAACAGCUCAAGACGCUACUAUACUUGCGAAUCAAGAACGAUUGAAAUGGCAAGAAAAAAUCAAAUAUCUUGAAAUGCAGCAGCAAACAUUACAAGAGAAAGAAUACCGGCUGUUAGCACGUGCGAAAGAUAUUGAAAAGUUUACACAGGUAGCAUUUACGAAAAAUGAAGAAGCUGUCAAAGCCUUAAAAGAAGCUCAUAACAUUGAAAAUGAAUAUAAAACUAAAUUUGAUUCUAAUUCUGGUAUAUUUGAAAAACUCGAUUUAACAAGUGAAAAGUUGGCUUUGACAACUGCUCAAUUACAGAAAUUAAAAAAAAAUAAUAUUCCAUAUAGUACAAACAGGCGAACAUUGUCUAAUCAACAACAUGCAUUUCAAGUUUCUACUCAUUUUACAGAGGUUGUAGAUCCUCAAUUGGUAAUGUUAAAAUUAAAUCUAGAUGAUCAACUAGAUGAUAUUCAAUAUAUAUGACUGCCAUGGAAUUUUAAUAUAACAUUUAAUAAAUAUGUAUCGCAUACC
Messenger RNA from Camponotus floridanus (Florida carpenter ant), 2966 nucleotides. It is a transcript of the gene twy, whose product is annotated as trichohyalin. Gene Ontology annotation, cellular component: ciliary transition fiber; ciliary basal body; centriole. Bases 504 to 2918 code for a protein of 804 amino acids. NCBI's taxonomy places the organism in Eukaryota, Metazoa, Arthropoda, Insecta, Hymenoptera, Formicidae. The transcript has 12 exons. The record is from RefSeq and is a predicted model, not a curated record. Gene Ontology annotation, biological process: establishment of epithelial cell polarity; cilium assembly.